GUGCACAGCGGCUGAAACCAACUUCACACAAGGUGGAGCUGCAUAUGCAAAAUCUGCAGUCAUGUUGGCUGUUCUUGUGACCAUUUUGAUGUUUAGUCAAGGACUUUCAGUGGAAAAUUGUGGGACGAGUUUCAUCACUGCAUUCCCCGAGAAUAUUGCAUUUUAUUAUCGAAAGACCUUUAACUUAUUCAAAAUCACUGCCCUUCACCCAAACACUAUGGUUAAUGUCACCUAUAUGGCCAGCGGCAACCUCACCACAAAUGCAAGUCUCGCAGUUGGAACCGUUUGGACUUUGAAUUUGACGAAGGAGGUUGAAGAAUCCCAGUUCCUGUAUUCCAAUAAGACGUUUCGAAUCACCAGUGAUAAAAACAUCACAGUGGUUUCUGUGAGUGGAUGGAAGGGGAGAUUCCAGUCUCACGUUGUCCAGCCUGAACAAAAUCUGGGAAGUGUGUAUCAUGUUCCCUCUCUCAAUUACACCAAGAUAGCUGCGUCCUUCAACCUUACGAUGACAUCAUAUGUCAGAUUCCUCCCUUUUAGGCUGAUGAUUAUAAAUGCAGUGGACGAAGAAAACAGUGUCACCAUCAAAUGGGUAAAUGAAAGCGGUGAGAGCCAAGAAGAUGAAAUAGUGCUUCAUCCUUACAAUCUUUACCAGAUUCAGAUUAAUGAGACGGUGAGAGAAAUCAAUGCAGAUGAUAAAGUGGCUGUGAUUCUGACCCAUCCGUGUUUUGACAGCAAAAACUGCUCAUGCAACAUGAUUCUGAACCAGCUCCAACCGUUUGUGUUAAAUGAAAGUAUGGACAGAUUCCCCAUGCCCCCUUUCUUCAGUCCCAAACAGCUACUUGUGACAACAAAUAAACCCUUCAAGGUCUGUCAGGGUUCUUUAACUGCUUGCACUGAUGUUUGGGUGCAAAAUUUUUCAGACAUCCUGCCAUUAUUACCAAAUUUUAUGAACGGGACCUCACUUAUUUCUACUUCCAUGCAUGUUUCUCUCCAAUUAGUCAGACCUGGGCUCAUUCUAGACCUCAUUCCGGUAAGCAUGUUCUCUGGAUGCUAUCUGGUAGAUUUUAAUUCCUCAAGCAGUGGAGUCUUGGUGAUUGCUAAUACAUCCAGCACUAAUGAUGUGCGAAUGAACAAUCAGCCUUUGCCUCCAUACAUCAUCUGGAACGUUAUGAAUGGCACAGAGUACUCCUGGGCUGUAGUGAUGGGACAAAGGAUAAGCACAAUCUGGCAUCCUUUUGCAAGGAUUGGUGUAUAUAUGUUUGAAGGCUUGGAGUCUAACAAUACCUAUUGGAGUGCUGCAACAGUUAUAAAUAGGGACCCAGACCGUUAUGGCUGUCUGGUGUCUCCGGAGAUGUUUGUACUUGGUAAAGAAGAAACGAACUGGUCAAUGUCCCGUAAGUACUGCUUGGAAAAUGCUGAUCUGUUUGCCAGGCUCAACAAUAUGAGCAACCAGGAUAAGAUGGUCUCAAACAUGACGGAUGAAGACCCCACGGAGGGCUGGAUCAGUCUGCGCCGGAGCCUGUACACAACAGACUGGUACUGGGAAAACAAGGACAGUUUCUCACCCAAUGUGAACUUCACUAACUGGGACAACGGACAGCCUGAAAGGCCGGAGAAAGGCUUGUGUGCCUCAGUUUCCCUAGAUCCCAAAAAGAACUUCAAGUGGAAGAGUGCUCGCUGCUGUUCUAAUAAGAAACCAAUUUGCUAUAUAAGACCAAAACACCUCACUCUUUCAGAUAUUUUGUAAUAAGCAGAUGUCUUAAUUACAAUACUUGUAAAGGGACCUCCAAAAUGUUUUUUUUUUUGCUUUCAUAAGUGUGUGUAACGAUCAGUAUAGAUUGGUUUAAUUACCAUACACUACAUUUAUCUGUCUAUACAUAGUAACUGUCUAUACAUUAGACUAGAUUUAGAAAAUCUGUUGGGCAAUGAAACUGAUUUAGCAAUGUAAUUAACAGUGAAAGAAGAACUUGUAUUGCAGACUUUUUAGGUUAAAUAAGACUAUUACAGUUAGUAAGUGGAGAUGUAUUUUGAGGUGUAUCCAGGCUUAGAUUUAGAAUGUUAAAAUAGAUUAUUAAAGAAUG
Carassius auratus (goldfish) is the source of this 2081-nucleotide messenger RNA. RefSeq lists its product as uncharacterized. The transcript is spliced from 3 exons. The record is from RefSeq and is a predicted model, not a curated record. The coding region runs from base 62 to 1747 and encodes 561 amino acids. Lineage: Eukaryota; Metazoa; Chordata; Actinopteri; Cypriniformes; Cyprinidae.